Molecule: messenger RNA, 543 nt
Organism: Closterium sp. Yama58-4
Lineage: Eukaryota; Viridiplantae; Streptophyta; Zygnematophyceae; Desmidiales; Closteriaceae
Source: the annotation of a GenBank genome assembly
AUGCGCGACGGUGGGAGCCAACUGGCUGAUUUCGUUCCUGCAGCCUUGGUGCGACCAGCUGACGGGGUUGGGGAGAUCACGACCACUGGAUUCGAAGUUGCUGAUUCCGACGCUUCUGAUUCCGGCGCGGAUUCCAACGAUGCAGAUUUCAGCGACGCAAAUUCCGCCAAUGCAGAUUUCGUCGCAGACGAUUCCGUCGCAGCAAAUUCCGACGCUGCGCAUUCCGACUCUGAAAGUUCCGACGCUGCAGAUUCCAACACAGCAGCUUUCGACGCUGCAGAUUCCAACACAGCAGCUUCCGACGCUGUGUCGUCGCGAGCGCACGCGUGGUUGCAUUCCGUGGCGGCGUCAGCGCGAUGGUCAUCGUUGGUGCUGUCGCAGCAGUUGGUCGCGUCUGAGGUGCUGCAGCGGGCCGUCACGGCGGAAGAACGACAAUCGUCGCUCGAUCCGCUGCUCGAUGAGUCGCUCACCGGCUGUACGCGCCGUGAUGCCCUCGAGUUCUCCCUCCCGAGACUCUUCCAGAAGCUAAGCGCUGCAGAAUAG